This is a messenger RNA of Wasmannia auropunctata (little fire ant), 15744 nucleotides long. It is a transcript of the gene HERC2, whose product is annotated as E3 ubiquitin-protein ligase HERC2. Bases 921 to 15296 code for a protein of 4791 amino acids. Lineage: Eukaryota; Metazoa; Arthropoda; Insecta; Hymenoptera; Formicidae. Gene Ontology annotation, molecular function: zinc ion binding; ubiquitin-protein transferase activity. Gene Ontology annotation, biological process: protein ubiquitination. The transcript has 13 exons. The record is from RefSeq and is a predicted model, not a curated record.
GUGUCCGGAAAAAGUGGAGGAUCCUGGGACAGGGGAGUGUGGGUAUAUCGUCUACUGUGCACGGCAGUUCGUUGACAGGUCAAAGUGUCAGGUGUCAGAGACGACGUCGGCGGGCGGUGCGGAACGCUGCGAAAUGCCGCGCGUGUCGCCGGACGCGCUCGAUUACCGCGCUAUCGCGCGAAUAUUGGCGACACUAGCGUGACAUGACAAUCGGUGGGUAAUCCGAGCGGCCGAUCGACCGUCGGGGGAUCGGGGGAUGAAAGAGCGCGGCGCCCCGUGUGCGUGUGUUGUGUGUUCGUUCCGAGUGCCGCGAGUGUGUGCGCGUCAAAAUAACGAUCACCAAGUAAUGUCACACGGCGGUGGUGCUCGGCAGUGCUGAGUUCCUAAUCGCGUCGUAGGGUGAACUUGACAGCGACGGAUGUCUGCGGACGGUGACAGGCGCAGGUAGAGGACGGAACGGGCGGCGAAGGCGAGAGAUGCUCCGGGGCCGAGAUGCCGCUGGAAGUGCGCUGAUCGCUAACCUCCUUCCUCUCCCGCGGAUCGCGUUCCGCUACGCCCGGGAAUAACAGUCGACAGUCGAUCGAGAAUCCUCGCCCCCCUCGCGAGGAAACGUCUGCCCCUUUCUCUUCCCCUUGAUUAACGAGUCGAGUGGGAAAGAGCGAGAGAAGGACUUGGGGGAGGUAAUAAAUUUAAUCAAUCCUCCGGACGCGGGAUUUUCUAUUUAUUGAUCGGCGGCGGGGCAGAUUGACAGCCGUCAUGCGAUCGCGUGGAGGCGAGACGAGGAAACGGCACUUUCGAAGGAAACGAGACAAUUUUUAACUGAAUCUCUUAAGAGUUGUAGAUCUGUCAGUCUGUACUCGAGUCAACGGAUCUGUUUGUAACAUUGGGAGUCUCUGUGAGUAAAGAUUGUAGAAGACAAGAUGAGCAGCCAAUUAAAUAUAACAGUUAGGCCGGAAGUAAGAUUGGACGCCAAGUGGUUGAAGACUGACCUACAACGAUUCCUUUAUCGCGAUGGGCUGGCCGAAUUGUGGAACGAGAUGGUGCGAGAUGGCGAAAUUGUUGGUUCUUUCAGCGAUGGUUUAACCAACGCUGCUGGAAUCGUAGCGAAGAAAGGUGAAAAUGGCCAUUACUAUUGCAGUAUGAGAGUGUUAUCUUGUCUUUGCUGCGAUGGGAUUUGUGGCCCGCAACAUGGCUGUAAUUGUACUCCGUGCCAGAAACUGGAUGAGGAAGAAACUGCGAGAACAACAGCAAUGGUUGAGAAGGCUAUGUCUGCAAGACGGAUAAUGGACUCGUGGCUCUGGGGACCACAGCCAUCGUUAACAGACUUGAAAGGAUGCAUCGAUUUAUCGAUUAAGGAGCAACGAAAGUUGUGUUGCGAAGUCGCAAAUAGCACAUUGUCGGCCACACGUUUGAGACAACGCUUGAUAGUCGCUCGAAGAUAUUUCACCGCUUUGUCUCGUCAUAAACCGCAAGAGAUCAAAGAUACCUCAAAUUUACCAAAGUCUAUCGGGAAAUUACAAAAAACGCCGAGACCUAACGAAAAGGCGACCUUAGGAUUAGCGCGCGUCGGUUCACGCGCGGCUCUCAAUUUCUCGUUCGCGUACUUAAGACGGGCUUGGAGAUCCGGGGAAGACGUCGAAUUUUGUAGUGAAUUAUUGACCGAAUCGUUGGAGGCGUUGCAGUCGUUACCGGAGGCGACUCUCUUCGACGAGAGUAACGUUUCUCAAGUCUGGCUGGAGGUCGUAGAAAGAUCGGCAAAAUUCUUAAGACAAGUUGUCACGGGGGAGGUGACCACCGGACGAUCGUGGCGUCCAGUGCCGUUGUCAGAUCAGCACACGGCUCUUUGCCUGUUACUGGAACUGGUUGCGCAAAGGGCCACUCUCUCUAGUUUAUUAGACUCCGUGGUUUUAUUACUUCAUCUCAGUGGUAAACAUAAGAAUCAGGACAAUCGAGUCACGCCGCCCGGAAGCACGGCCCCGCUCGUCCCGCUGUUACGGCGACUGAACAUGAUACCGGCGACCAAGUCUCGCAGGCAUCUCGACCGAAACGUCACACCGGGACCCUGCGAAGUGCUACUUAAAUAUUUACGAUUGCCGGACGACGAUGCCGUGUCCGUCGACCUGAGGAAAGCCGCGGUUAUUGUAAUGUGUAAUUUAAGCAGAUUGGCCGCUCCCCUUCUGCCGCCCGCCAGUGCCGAGUACGGAUUCCCGAGGAACGGAAACGGCCGGCAGACAUUUCAGGAGGUGCUAGCCUGGGGCGGCGUAAAGUUUGGAAACGGCUCCACGCCCUUUUACUGCGAUGCAAUCGCGGAAUUGGGCGUAAAACAGCUGUGCUGCACCGAGCGUGCAUUAAUGAUAUUGUCGUUGAACGGCAACGUUUACAAUAUGUAUCACGGAUCCGAGACUCAGUAUCCGCAGAGAGUGCACGGUUUCUCCGACAAGCCGGUCACGAUGAUCGCGUCUCACGCGGACGGCAAGCAUUACUUGGCGCUGACGCAAGACGGCUGCGUGUAUUCCUGGGGCAACGGAGACGGCGGUAGGCUCGGACACGGUGACACCGUCUCGUACGACGAGCCGAAAUUAAUCGAGGCACUCUUGGAGAAGAACAUCGUGUUCAUAGCGUGCGGCAGUACGUACUCGGCGGCGUUGAGCGCCAGCGGCGAAUUGUACACCUGGGGAAGAGGAAAUUACGGUAGAUUGGGUCACGGUAAUUUCGACGACGUCACGAGCCCGACGUUGGUGACAACGUUGAAGGGCCACACGGUCGUGCACGUGGCCUGCGGUAGCGGUGACUCUCAAACCCUGUGCGUGACCGCGUCCGGCAUCGUCUUCUCUUGGGGAGACGGCGAUUACGGGAAACUUGGCAGAGGCGGCUCGGACGGAUCCAAAACGCCCAAGAUCGUCGACAAGUUACUGGACAUCAACGUGGUGAAGGUGUUUUGCGGCGGUCAGUUCUCCGCGGCGCUGACGGUUCACGGGGAGGUGUACACGUGGGGAAAGGGCGACACGUAUCGCCUAGGUCACGGCAACGAGGAACACGUCAGGUAUCCCAAAGUCAUCGAGUCGUUGAGAGACAAGAAGGUCAAAGACCUGUCCGUAGGCACCACCCACAUACUGGCGCUGACGGAGGAUCAAUUUGUCUACGGAUGGGGUAGAAACGACUACGGUCAAAUCGAUCCCACCUUAGGCCCCGUCAUCUCCGAGCCUACGAUGUGCCCAACGUUAUCCGCGAAGACCGUCAUCGGUCUGGCGUCAAGCCCGACCCAGAGCUUCGCCUGGUGCAUGUCGGCGUGGUCGGGCGGGGCUAGCAGAGUGGCCUUCGUCGUCGACAUAUGCGAGGAGACCUUCCAACUGCUGGACACGCUUCUGUCUAAAUCUUGCGAGGGCCUACCGGGAAUACGACCGCCUACGCAGGAUCGCGAGUGCCUGGCGGUGGCUACGUUAAAUUUGCUCCGUUUGCAGUUGCAUACCAUGUUGACGCAUAAUAUUGACACUAAAUCCGUCGGGCUGGCAACCAGCAGUCCGCUGUUGAGCUCCUUAAAGCAACGCUGUGUCAAUCUGGCAAGCGCGACCGGGAUAUUAGCGACGAUACAAGAAGCGGCGCAAGCGGUUCUGCAGACCGGCUGGAGUAUACUGCUGCCAACGGCCAAUGAGCGUGCGAAAACACUGUCUAGUUUCCUGCCAAAUACUUCGAACAACGUGGAACAAUCGAGUUCAGCGAAUAUAUAUAUAAAUAACGGACAGCGGUUCAUGGCCGAUUUAUUGGUAUCUAGUCUAAUGGUGGACGGUGGAUUGGAGUUAGCGUUGAAGGCUGCGAUUAAAGUGGAGAUAGCGGACAUGCCGGACGAGAAGGAUUUCCUCGAAGUGGGCACGUCGAACGUUGCCAGGAUGAAGAUCGAAACGAGACAGAGUAUGAAAGACGGUUUCAAUUCUGGGAAGAACAUCACGACUAUCUCGCUGCUUCAGCUAAUACAGCAGUUAAUUAGAAACGGCACGUGCAUUACGCAGUCUAGACUGCAACAAGGCUCGUCGCAGCAGACGGAUCGAAAUGAGCAUCUUCGAAGAUUCGACAAUUCGCCCAGCCUGAAUCUUCUGCUGCGCUUCCAACGUCUGCUGAUCGCGCAGGUGUACGAGUGUAUCACGCGCAAGUCACGCACGGAAGAUCUGCACGAUCAGGAAAUGAUGGGCGCGGAGUCGCUGCUGAAGAAGUACAUCGCGCAGAUCUGCGACCACGCGACCGAGAUACUGCCGUUGGCGGCCGAGAUAGGCGGUCGUUCCGUCAAAGAUUUCAUCUCUAUCGCCAGUGUCCUGAAGGCCGACAUAAUCAACGUAUUACUCUCCGAGCUGGUGACGUGCUUGAUAUUGCUGCAAGUAGAUUACUCCAUGCUGCUCAUCGAUAUGAACUGGAUGGAGGUAAUCGCACCGAUUCUGGACUCGCUCGACCACUUCGUGAAGCUCGCGCCGACGAUGGAGAAGAAUGAAGCGGACGAUUUGUCCUGGCCGGGAAUCAUCGCGCCGCUACAUGGAAAUAAGAUACCCAUUCAGGAGGAGCCCUCCUUGAUACGGUGGGCGGACUUGGAGAACCACAAUCGCGACGGCGGCCUCUGGGUCGUGGUGAACAACAAUGUUUACGACGUGCAGGACAUCAGAAACGACGGCUCCUGGUCUCCCUACGAGGUGCUGCAACGAUACGUCGUCGGGCGGGACGAAACUUCAGCGGUGACGCAAUGCGGCGCGCCGUACAGUCAGUUGUCGCCGCGGGGCAUGAUGGACUCCUGUUUCGUCGGUCAUUAUUGCCAGGCCGAGCCCGACGAGAACACACGGGUCACGAUCGAAGUGACCGACGUCUGCUCGUCUCUGCUGGACACGGAAAGAGCCCUGGGAUUUUUGCUGGGCUUGCACGCCUACCGUAUGCGGCAGAGCCUGACGCUUCAGUCGGCGGAGAAGGAAGCCGGGGUGUGGCUCACCGCGAAUUUCUUGCGGGGCGGCCUGCAGGUCCUGCAACCGCCGAAUCCGUACGAGGAGGAGAAGGACGAAGCGAGGAGCAACACGUCGACCGCCGCUAACUCGCCCACGGAGCCGCCGCUCCCGGUGCACGCGAAGAACGAGCAGCAAAAGGAGCACGACGACCGAACGAUCGCAUUUAUACACGCGUUAGCGGAGGCGCAUAAGACCGACGACGGCCAUGUGCGGGCGUUCCUAACGAUAGUCGACAGGUACUCCAAGGCUAACAAUCUAUUCUCUCACGCUGAUUUCUGCGGCGAUCAUCCGGUCGAGGAGAUCAGUCGCGUUUUGAUGGCUGUGAUUAUAAAGCACCUUGGCCUGGGACAACAAGCGUUCGCGCUAGCCGAACAGGAAUUGAAGACCGUCAGCAGCGCGAGACUGAGCAAUCAGCUGGCCGACAUGGCGCGAGCGAUUUACCAGACCAAGUGGAACCUGGUGCGGAUCAGGCAACAGCAGAAUCGCAGCUACAAGGAAGUCUGCGCGCCCGCGCAGGAGAGAUGCAGAUUUCUUCUGUAUGAAGUCAGAUCCGCGACGAGUUACGAAGUUAAAGGGCUCGAGGAUCUGAAGCUACUCCAUACCGUCCCUAAAUUCAAGAGAGCCGCUCGCACGAUCUUGGCCGAUAUUCGCAAGAAUAAAGAUUCAUCCGGCGGAGGCGGUAAGCCGGAGGAUAUUUUGAACGCGUCGAUACAAAACGCCAAAACGAAAAACAAACCGGACGGGGAUACGACGUCCUCCUCCAAGGAAGGUCUGACCGCCGCGACUUCCUCCUCCGCGAAACUGGAAGAUAUAUUGGAUAUAAAGAACAAGAUUAUGCAGUUGACGGAGAAGAUUCGAUGCGGACCGAUGCAGUGGGCCACUGCCGACUACAAUGGCUUAAUGACAAGUAUUAUCGAAUUCGUCAUCAACGACGGCAUUGGCGGGGACGUCGAGACGUUGCGCCGUGCGAUGUACUGCCAGAUGCAACGCGCCCGUGUGCGGGAACAAGGUAUCUCCAUGAUGCGGGAGUUAUUGAAAAGAGACUAUCUGAUACCGUCGGUAAAAUAUUCUCUGCUUAACGGCUGGCUCGGCCUGACCUACGAGAACAAGUCUCUGAGCGACGGGAUAACGCAUUGCCUGUAUAAUAUACAGUUAACGACCCCGUAUCAAAAGUCGAAAGUUAUCCUGGCUGAGGCCGAGGUGAUCUCAUGGGCGGUACAAGCACUGCGGACAUACGUCAUACAGGCGGAGCUGCCGAACAAGCAGAAGGUCAGCGGGAAGAGCAGCUUGAAUCAGGGUACUUACACUUGGCUGCGAAAAUUACCGAGAGCGAGAUUCCUGCUGACUAUCCUCGGUAUGCUGACCAAUCACCAGUGUGCCAACGAGAUCGGGCUGCUGGUCAAUUCGGGCCUGUUAUCGAGCAUCUUGACUUUACUGCGGCAAAUCGGACCGUCGUCGGCGAGUUUCUGCGAGGGCGGCGAGGGACAGCAAGGCGGAGACGGCGAGGCGCCGAAAGCUAAGACGGAAAUCACGACGAUUUACGAAGAUGCCCUUCAAAAGAACAAGCCGCCGACCGUUCAGCUCAGCGGGAUGGAACUGGCGGCGUUGAUGAAGAUUGGCACUCGGGUUGUACGAGGGGCCGAUUGGAAGUGGGGCGAUCAGGACGGUUCGCCGCCCGGCGUAGGUAGAGUCGUCGGCGAGCUCGGCGAGGACGGAUGGAUUAGAGUGCAGUGGGACAGCGGCGCGACAAAUUCGUAUCGCAUGGGUAAGGAAGGUAAAUACGAUCUGAAGCUCGCCGAUCCGCCGACGCCUCCCGACGACGACAGCGACGAGACUGAUAGCGAUACUUCACUCGACGGGAAUAGAACGGAGAGCACCGGUUUUCGCGGGGAAGAUCUGCACCCGACCACGUGCCUCAAGUCGGCGUCGACGAACUUGCUGCGAAUAAUCUUACUCUCCUGCGGCGUGGAAGCGGAUAAAGUGCCCGCCGUAUCCGUUAAGAUUCUCACCUCCACUCUGCACGGUAUAAUCUCGACUGCGAACAGAUCCGGCGAGUCAACCACGCAGGUUCAACUAGCGAGGCAGCAUCACGAAACUUGGGCUACUUUUAGUCUUUUGAGGGCGAUCGCGAAGUCGACGGGAUUGUGCAAGUCCUUGAGUUCGCAGGCCUGGCUCAACCUUCUUCUGGGUAUUGUCGUCGACGAAACCAAACCCAAUCUCGAGAAGCAAAUCAUGAUCACGAAACUGCUGGCGGCUGUUCUACCUUCAUGGGGGACGGAGACAGUUCUGAGCGACAUGAUACAGUUCUUGGACAAGUCCUUCGGGAUAUUGGGCCAAGUGGCUCUCACGUGCGACAACGUCGCCGGCUCCGAGCUUCACUCGAACAAGUGCCGUAUGUCUUUGACCGCGUCGUACAAUUCUACCGUAGCUGAGGAACUGACGUGGUUGAUUAGAUUUCUGCAUGCUCUUCCUGGCUGGAACGAAGCCAUAAACAGAUUUCUCUCCACGAAGCUGGCGCUGGCGGUGGAUCUCUGGAACGACAGCUCACUUUAUCACAUACAGAUGAAUGAGAACGGUGGCGAAAAUGCCUUCAGAAUCCAAGAGACGGUCAUGGCAACCCUCGUCGUCAUCGGCGGUUUGGAUAAUAGAAUAAGAAUUGGCGGUUUGGUGAAUUGUGACGGCGAGAUAGGCACUGUCUGCAAGUUUACGAAACACUCGAAGAUUGUUAUGCAGCUGUGGAAUGGCAACGGGACGCGGAAGAUAGUACCGUUUCACGCGGUGAAGCGGGUUAACGAGAAAUUCCAGUUGGAGAGAAUGCCUUUAACGGAGACGCUUAUAUCUGUCUGGGCCAAUUUGCUUUUAGGUAUUGCCUGUAUGGAUAAACGACCUGGUGGCAUGCCCGUCAUCGCUGGCACCGUCAACUCCACGAUAUUACGAAGGCAACAGCAACAACUCGCGGCCUUGAACGCCGGGAAGGCCAUGCUCGCUUAUCAGUCGAAAUUGCGGAAGAUCUUGAAAUAUUCGUUAACCAAUGAAAUUAAUGACGAUGAGAGACGUACCUCCACGCUUCUGCAGGAAAUGCUAUUGCGCGCCACGAAGCCACAACCGCUGAAACCGAUAUUUAAACGCAGGGAAUUAGAGGAAGCUGCUCUGGCGAUCUCUCAAUAUCUAGUCUCCGAGUUUAGAUAUAGGCCUAUUCAACGAACCGGCAUAACUUCGGAUCCUACCACCCCUACGUCCGACUGCUCGUUGGUCUCCUUAACAUCGAGUCAAAAAAGAUACUGUAAGAGCAGCACAGCGGCGAGGAAAAGCUCCACGACGGCGCCUGUAAGUCCUUUGGUGGCUCAGUUAAUCGAAAUGGGCUUUCACAGGAAGAGUGUUGAGUUGGCUAUCAAAAGUAUGAGCGUCGCCGAGCAAAGCGUAACGGCAGAAAGUGUGGUGGGCUGGCUGUUGGAAAAUCCGGACGCCGCUCUCAGCGACACGGAGACUCUGUCCAGCUUGGAGGGACUGACUGACAGCAGUGACGAUUCGAUUAGCGAAGAUUUGGACGAUUCACCAUCGGGACAAGAGGGUGCUGCUACGGGUAGCGGCGCACCGCCGACGUACAUGAAGCGCUCGGAUUUCCUGUCGGUGGACGAGUAUGCGAUCUACGUGCGCGACAACGUGGCCCCGGGUAUGCUGGUGCGAUGCUGUAAGAGCUACGAGGAAGUCGAGUACGGCGAUGUCGGCCAGGUAGUGAAAAUCGAUGCGGAAAACUUGCACGAUCUGAACGCGCAGGUUUCGUGGCAACGCAAGGGCGGCACGUACUGGGUGCGUUUUAUUCACAUAGAAUUGCUUGGUUAUCCGCCGUCCUUGCCAGGUCCGCCCGCGUUGAAGGUCGGGGAUAAAGUUAGAGUCAAGGCGUCGGUAACCGAGCCGAAGUAUAACUGGGGUUCCGUAACUCAUCAUUGCGUCGGAGUGGUCACGGCGAUAACUAAUAACGGCAAGAACGUGUCCGUAGAUUUUCCGCAGCAGCACGCAUGGACCGGCUGCGUCGCCGAGAUGGAGAAGAUACCGUCCUGUCAUCAUUCUGUGAUUUGCAACUCGUGCUGCCUGUCGCCGAUUUCCGGUCCCAGAUUCAAGUGCAAGUGCUGCGACAAUUAUAAUCUGUGCGAGAAUUGUUUCUACACCAAGCGAUCGCAUCGACACGGCUUCAAUAGAAUUGCGGAGCCUGGUUCGGCGGCCGUUUAUGCCGGAAAGCCGGGCAGAUACCACAGGCAGGACAUAUCAGAAUCGUAUUUGAUCAACGAUUGGUCGAAGUGCAUCAAGACCUUGAGCGUGUCUUCGCAGGAAAAUUGGGCGAUGCGCCUGGUAAGCGAUUGCGGAUAUUGGCAGAGCUGCGGGUCGCAGGGCAAACACUGGAUUCGCUUGGAGAUGCUACCCGGCAUCCUGGUGCACUCUUUGAAGAUCAUCGUCAAUCCACGGGAUAGUAGUUACAUGCCUUCUGUAAUUGCGGUCAAUGUAGGAGAUUGCUUUUUUAAUUUAAUGGAAUUAAGAACGAUAACUGUACGUUAUUCGGAUACUAGUGUUACGCUUCUUCAAGACAUGAAGGAAUAUUAUCCGUGUAUCGAAAUAGCGAUAAAACAAUGUCGAAAUAACGGCAUAGACUGCAAGAUACACGGUUUGCGCAUAAUCGGUCAGAACAUGUUCGAGAAUCAACUGACGACCUCGGUGUCUUUCCUCGCAUCUGACUGGGAAGUUUUGCAGGAACAAGUGGCGAUACAACGUUGCACCGACGCACCGCCGCAGCAAUCAGCCGUUUACGUGUGGGGCUUGAACGAUAAGGAUCAACUAGGAGGCCUGAAAGGAUCAAAAAUCAAGCUUCCAGUGUACAGCGAAGUUCUCUCGAAAUUAAAACCUAUUCACAUAGCCGGAGGCAGUAAGACUCUCUUUAUCGUUAGCCAAGAGGGCAAGCUGUACGCUUGCGGGGAAGGAACGAAUGGUAGGCUAGGUCUGGGGGACGACAACAACGUGUGCGAACCGAAAGCCAUACCCUUCCUAAGUCAAUUCGUGAUCAAGAAAGUGGCGGUACACUCAGGCGGAAAGCAUGCCCUGGCGCUCACUCAGGACGGUAAAGUAUUCUCGUGGGGCGAAGGCGAGGACGGCAAACUAGGACAUGGAAAUUGUUUAUCACUGGAUAAACCGAAGCUCAUCGAGACACUGAAAUCAAAGAGGAUUCGAGACAUCGCUUGCGGAUCGGGACAUUCGGCGGCGAUCGCGAGUAACGGCGAAUUAUAUACCUGGGGCUUAGGCGAAUACGGUAGACUGGGCCAUGGAGACACUGUCACGCAAACAAGACCGACAUUGGUGCAGGCUUUGGUCGGACAGAGAGUCGUCCAAGUGGCUUGCGGCAGCAGAGACGCCCAAACUAUGGCUCUGACCACCGAUGGCUGCGUGUAUUCCUGGGGCGACGGUGAUUUCGGCAAACUCGGCCGAGGUGGAAGCGACGGCUGUUACACGCCCUUAUCGGUAGAUCGACUAAACGGCUUGGGUGUCACACAGGUAGAAUGCGGCGCGCAGUUUUCCCUCGCCCUGACGAAGUACGGCGAAGUGUGGACGUGGGGAAAGGGAGAUUACUUCCGCUUGGGUCACGGUAACGAUCACCAUGUUAGGAAACCCACGCUGGUCGAAGGUCUACGGGGUAAGAAAAUCAUUCAUGUAGCAGUUGGCGCAUUACAUUGUCUCGCGGUAACCGAUAUCGGUCAGGUGUACGCCUGGGGUGACAACGACCAUGGGCAGCAAGGCAACGGCACGACGAGCGUCAACAGAAAGCCGUCGUUAGUGCACGAGCUGGAGGACGCGAGAGUGAACAGAGUAUCCUGCGGCUCGAGUCACAGCAUAGCUUGGGUACUGGUUGAUCAGCCCAGCAAUGGGAACCAAGAGCCAGUCACCUUCCCGACGGUGAGAGAUCCGUUGGGCCAGAUGUGUCUGGGCCUGAGUAACGCGCCGGAGCAAAACGGCGCAGUUGCUGCAACAAGUGAUGCCGCCGCCACGAGGCCGUCGCUCGCCAGUAUAAUACUCUCUUUAGAGAGCAACGUUGCUAAACAGCAGGCUUUACAGCACGUGAUAAAUGCUCUUCUCAUUAUGCAGGCACGAGUGGCGAUAGUGACGGCUUUGCAGAGCCACUCGAUGCUGAAUGGCUGCGUGUCGAUGAAGCACGCGCCGAUAGCACCGGUGGCGGACGUGAUACCACCGACGGAGGCAGCCAUGACAUCGAGUACCGAGCACGCGGUUUAUCAGAACGUCGGUGACAUCGCGCAAGGCGGAGGAGAGGCACCGGCGAACGUCGCCGAGGCCGUCAAUGUGGCCACCAGCCCUAAGCUGACUCCCGAAUCGGAGGAUUAUCCGUUAGCCAUGUUAGCCAUGUCCAUGUCCAGCUCCGCCAGCCUGUCCUCGCGUGCCUCGAGGAUGUCGACGAGCGCGAUGAGUGUUAUAGCGGCCACUUUAACGUCCAACGCGCAAGUGGUGGGCGAGGACGGCGCGACAGCCUCUGGUUUGGAUGAAUUUACGUCGGCGUUAACGGAAGACGACGCGAGAGUUCUGGUGGAUCUAUUGAAGCUGGCGGUGGCCAAUAGAGUCUGCGUGUCGGCCAAAGAGACGAUAUCCUCGGUACUGAUCGCUCUGGGAAAGGUCAACAGUUCCAUCGGCAGUAUGCUGCUGGAACUGUGCGUCACGGAGCUGGAGGACACCGCGGCUAACAGCAACUGCGUCAAUAACACGCCGCAGCCCGUGGUACAAGAAACGCCGCAUCCCUACAUAGACGACACUACGUUGACCGGCCACGUGAAGAUACCCGGCGCGGAAGCGCUCCGGGUAGAAUUCGAUCGGCAGUGCUCGACGGAGAAGCGGCACGACCCGCUCACGAUAAUGGACGGGAGCGGCAGGGUCGUGGCGGUCAGAUCCGGCAGAGAGUGGACCGAGUGGGGUCCAGAGAUCAAGAUCCAAGGGGACGAGCUGAGAUGGCGAUUCUGCUCCGACGGAUCCGUCAACGGCUGGGGCUGGAAGUUCACGGUGUAUCCUAUUCUGGCGAAAACUGCGCCGUACGAGCUCGGAUCCGACAGGGCAGUAUUGUCGCAGCCGACCAUAGCUCUGGCCGAGCAUCUCCUCAUGGACAACAGUCUGAUAAAUUCCGACAGGAAUGUCGCGUCGCGUUUGGCCACCGCCCUGGGCCAGUGCAGUCAAUUGAGCACUCUGUCCGCGCAGCAGAGGAUGUGGGCGUUGAGAAAAUUGCAGGUGGUUUACACAAACGGGCCGGGCAUAAAGCCCGAGGUGGCGCUCUCCUCUCUGCUUGGUUCUCUACCGCAGGCGCUUUUGAGACAGUACACGUACGAGGAUCCUAUGGUCAGAGGUGGCAAGCAAUUGAUGCACAGCGACUUCUUCAAGGUUCUCGUGGCGCUCGCGUGCGACCUCGAGCUCGACGGAAUGCAAUUCUGCUCCGAGAUGCACAAGUGGUCCUGGUUCCGAAGGUACUGUCUCGCUGCACGCGUGGCGAAGUCGCUCGUCGACCGCAUUCCACUGCCAAAGUCGUUCUGCCACGAAGUGACGAAGCAGCUUAACGAGAUGGCGAUGGACGGAGACGCCGACUACACGAAGGAUCACGAGAAUCAUAACAUAUUCAAGCAGGGACACGACGAGCAGCUGCUGCAGUGGUUGAAUCGUCGCCCGGAGGACUGGACGCUAUCGUGGGACGGGUCAGGCGCGAUUUACGGAUGGGGUCACAAUCACAGGGGUCAGCUAGGAGGCUUGGAGGGUCCGAAAGUCAAGUUACCUGCGCCGUGCGAAAGUCUGUCAGCGCUCAGACCGAUUCAAUUGGCUGGCGGUGAACAGACUUUGUUUGCCGUGACCGCCGAUGGAAAGAUCUAUUCGACUGGCUACGGAGCUGCGGGACGUCUCGGGAUAGGAGGAACGGAUUCCGUUAUGAUCCCGACGCUAUUGGAAUCGAUACAGCAUGUAUUCAUCAAGAAGGUGGCCGUCAGCUCGGGAGGCAAGCAUUGUAUCGCUCUGAGUUCGGAGGGCCAUGUGUAUUCCUGGGGCGAAGGCGACGACGGCAAACUGGGACACGGUAACAAGGUGUCGUACGAUCGGCCGAAACUGAUCGAGGAUUUACUCGGCGUGGAGGUUGUAGAUAUAGCUUGCGGUGGUCAUCACAGCGCCGCUAUUACUAGCGCUGGCUGGCUGUACACUUGGGGAAAAGGGCGAUACGGACGUCUCGGACACGGUGACAGCGACGAUCAAUUACGACCGAAGGUAGUGGAAGCUCUGCAGGAUUACAAAGUGAUCGACGUGGCAUGCGGAAGCGGCGACGCGCAAACGCUCUGCGUAACCGACGACGACAACGUAUGGAGUUGGGGCGAUGGAGAUUACGGAAAAUUAGGCAGAGGCGGAAGCGACGGGUGUAAGGUCCCACUGAAGAUAGAUUCUCUGGCCGGGCUCGGCGUGGUUAAAGUCGAAUGCGGUAGUCAAUUUUCGGUCGCUCUAACGAGAUCCGGGGCGGUUUAUACCUGGGGCAAAGGCGACUAUCAUCGUUUAGGCCAUGGCACGGACGACCAUGUACGUAGACCACGUAAGGUAGCCGCACUGCAAGGAAAGAAGAUCAUUUCAAUAGCAACGGGCUCCCUGCACUGCGUCGCGUGUUCCGACAAGGGUGAGGUUUUCACUUGGGGCGACAACGACGAGGGUCAGCUCGGUGACGGCACCACAAGCGCGCUUCACAGGCCGAGAUUGGUACACGCAUUGCAGGGCAAGAAAAUCACGAGAGUCGCUUGCGGCAGCGCGCACACGCUAGCUUGGAGCACCGCGAAGGCAACGCAAAGCAGAAUGCCGGCGUCCACGCCCAUGGAAUACGAUCUCGUUAAAGAUCUGUCGUAUUCCGUACUGCGCAACAGGCUGGUGCUACUACAUCAUUUCGCGGAACUUUUGUGCCCUGCUUUGGCCAUGUUUCCGAUCACCGGGCAUAUCGGGCUGAGCAAGCUGGCUCCCAUGCUGGUGUACAGCAUAAAGGAAGCGACAUUCCGCAAGGUUAUUCAAGCCACGAUGGUCAGAGAUCGUCAGCAUGGGCCUGUGAUCGAAUUGAAUAGGAUACAAGUGAAGAGAGCCAGAGCCAAGGGUGGAUUAGCUGGACCAGACGGCAUCAAGUCUGUUUUCGGCCAAAUGAUGUCGAAGAUGUCUCUCCUGACACAGGACGUAUUGUUUCUACCUCAUAGAGUAUGGAAAGUAAAAUUCGUGGGGGAAAGCGUCGACGACUGCGGCGGUGGAUACAGCGAGAGUAUAGCAGAGAUGUGUGAUGAAUUGCAAAAUGGCUCCUUGCCGCUAUUUAUACCGACGCCAAACGGCCGCGAAGAUAACGGCACAAAUCGAGACUGCUUCUUGUUGAAUCCCACGGCCGACUCCCAACUGCAUAUGAAUAUGUUUCAAUUCUUAGGCAUUCUAAUGGGCAUCGCUAUACGAACCGGUAGUCCAUUGAGUUUAAAUUUAGCCGAACCAGUUUGGAAGCAACUCGCAGGUAUACCUCUGACACCUGCGGAUUUGACGGAAGUCGACAGGGAUUACGUCCCUGGCUUGCUUUGCAUCAGAGACAUGGAUCCCGACGAAAAAGUCUUUCAAACCUUAGAAAUGCCCUUUUCCACGCCAUCCGCUGCGGGGCAUGAUGUGGCAUUAUCUAACAGAUAUCUUAAAAUAACACCAGAAAAUAGACACGAAUACGUAAGAUUGGCGUUAGAUUAUAGACUCCACGAAUUUGAUGCUCAAGUAGCAGCUGUACGAGAGGGCUUAUCGAAAGUCGUUCCUGUGCCCCUAUUGGCACUAUUUAGCGGUGCUGAACUUGAAACGAUGGUUUGCGGCAGUCCAGACAUACCGCUUAAUUUAUUAAAGUCCGUUGCGACAUACAAAGGUAUUGAAGCGAUGGCACCACUCGUUCAGUGGUUCUGGGAAGUCAUGGAUGAAUUUUCCAAUCAAGAACGAUCGCUUUUCCUUCGUUUUGUUUGGGGCAGAACACGUUUGCCACGCACAAUCGCAGAUUUUAGAGGCAGAGACUUUGUUUUACAAGUAAUGGAUAAGUACAACCCACCGGACCAGUUUCUUCCUGAAAGCUACACUUGCUUUUUCCUUCUGAAAAUGCCGCGAUACUCGUGUAAAGCGGUUCUACGACAAAAACUGAAGUAUGCGAUUCAUUUUUGUAAGAGCAUCGACACCGACGAGUACGCUCGAGUACAAGCCGCAACCAAUUCCGACACCGAAGAUACAGAUAGUUUAGCGAGCGAGGAACACACUUCGCUUUAAAUCGUUCAUUACGCGAAACGAUUAUUUUGUGUUUGAAGUAGCAUUUCUGUUGACUUCUUUAAAAAUGUGUUCACAGAUCCUCCAAAAAAAAAACCCUAUUUUUCUUACACGGUAUAUUUAUACAUAUAUAUACUACACACACUACGCUAAUACUUAAAUAUAUAUGUACUGCUUUUGUAGCACGACCAGUUAAUUGUAUAGUAGAUGUUAAUGAAAAGUGAACAAAUCACUAAGAUUAUUAGGGUUCUCUUAGUCAGUAAUAUAUUAUUUAAGUUAAGGUAUUAUUAUUUACUACAUUUAGCUAAAUAUCGAGCAAUUUACUUAAUUCCGAAAUUUUUUACUAGUGUUUUUAGCGUAACAUCGAAACUAGUUAGCCUUCAAGAAAUAGUUUGUAUAACGUCGUUAUACGUUUCGAGGUCUUUAGAAAUACAUUACGAUUUGCAAAGCA